Chara braunii is the source of this 4314-nucleotide messenger RNA. The record is from the annotation of a GenBank genome assembly. Lineage: Eukaryota; Viridiplantae; Streptophyta; Charophyceae; Charales; Characeae.
CGCCUCGUCUUCCUUCUAUUCUUCUCGUCUCUGUUCUUAGUCUGCUUUUCCUUAGUACACCCCUCCUCUCGCUGGUUUGCUCUCGCCUCGCCUUCGGCACGGACCAGAUCUUCCCCGCCGACUCUAUUCCGACGUCGGCAUUGCCGCCUAUCUCUGUGUGUCUCUGGAAUGCAGAAUAUGACAUUAAAUUUUCGCGCGAAAAAUCGACAGAGUGGCGGAGGAAUGGAGCGGUAUUCGAGGUGGUCGAGUGCUUGCUGUUUGCCGUGAAGUAGAAUGCAACGUGAUGAUUGAUUGUUGUAUUGCGAACGACGUCUCAGUCACUUGCAGUCGUAACGCCCGUGCGAUCCUGGAUUGGGAUGGCCAAGAUAAAGAGGAAGAGAUAGUGGUGGGAGACGGCGAACAGGAAAGAGGAGCACAAGGAUGAGAAGCCGCGGAAUGGGCAUUAGACCCCCCCCGUCCUCCCUCUUGAUCGCCCGGAAGGUAGUAUUCCGAUGAGAGCUAAAGUGGUUGUGCUUCGGUCAUUUUAUCAACUCUUGGACUGGUCAUUUUAUUUAUGUAUGUCACCGGCGGCGGUUCUAAUUUUCUAAAUUGCUUGCUUUCAGAGUCAUUCUGUCAGAGUUACGUGGCCACCUGUUGCUGAACUUACCGAAUGCCCUCACCAAUCAGUCAGUCUCGUGUAGCACUUCGAAUAUUGACUCGUUAUUUCCCUCCCCCCCCGCUCUUCAUGGCCGGCGAUGCUCCUCUUAAGAAUUGUCAGAUUUCACAAGAAGACUGAAGCUGGUGGAUACCCAUCAAGUUUCGGGAGCUCUGCUUGGGGCGGUGGAUGAUUAGAAGUUGCGGCGUGCCGAUCGCAACUCAGAGCUCCAUUUGCGUGAAAGGAGGCGGUGUAAGUGUCAUUGAGAUGGCGACAUGUCCGAAGUUGCGUUCGAAUUGUAUUGCGGCAUUAUUGGGUGAUGACGCUGUUUUCUUGAGAAAGCCACUGACCAAAUCAACGGGGGAAUGAAGCGCGUCGUGCUUUGAUGCAACGAGACGCGGGAACAGGUUGAGCGGAGUUGGAAUGAUGAGCGGCGGGAAAAAGGGGAGCAGGGGGGUUGAGGCCAGCGGCCUGCCUGCGAUUGUAAACAAUUACUUGACGCUCUUAGGGUGAUCGGUUAGGGCUGGAAGAGGAGUGAGAAAAGAGGACCCCUGUUUGUGAACGAAUCUGGGGGAGAUUCAUAUCGGAUUCAUGAAGGAAAUUCGAAGUUUAAGAAUGCGGCAGGUGCUCUCGAAGACGGAGGAGGGUAUAUAGUGGGUGGGGCCGCGGGGCUCAAUAACGAGUGAUUAUGGGCGGGAAAGGGGCACUACAGCUGCAACAGGAGAUCCAGCGGACGGGUGCAGUGGGUUGGCUUCUCAGGACCCCACCGAAUCUGAUAUCGGAUUCAUGAGGAAAUUCGAAGUGUAAGAAUGCGGCAAGUGCUGUCGAAGACGGAGGAGGGUACCUGGUGGGUGGGCCGGCUGGGCGCGACCGAUAACGAGCGUUUCUGGGCGGGAAAGUUCACAUGCAACAGAAGAUCCAGAAGAGGGAUGCAGGGAGUUGGUUCUUGCGUAUCUGCUUGCUGAGCCGGUGUGUGUUCUGGUGGUGAUCGCAUCGCCGCCUCGUUAGUCGUUCUCCGCAUACAUGUGGUGUACCUACCUUUGUUGGGGAGGGAUAGAGUGCGGUCAGCGAAGAGACUGGGUUGAUACAGCGGCUCAGGAUCGGUUCGUACGAAUCGGGCGGGCUUGCAGAGGGGAGAACGAGACAAGGGUGGAACCAUGUUCGGGUUGUCUUCAUCAUUGUUCGGGCGGUCCCAGACUGGGACCGGGACGACCGGUCAGAUGCCUUUCGCGAUUGGCGGGCAAGUUGGAGGUUUGAAUUUUCAGCAGCAGCAGCAGCAGCAGCAGCUGCAGCUGUUACAGCAGCAACAGGCGGCGGCUGCGGCUGCGGCUGCGGGGGGAACUCAUCAAAUCCAUCUCCUGGCGAAAGAUACAGACCACCAGAGAGGACAACCUGUUUCCUUCUCCAGUAAAUGGGAGGACAUUCACCCGGAUAGCCAACGCCUUUUGCUGCAGAUCGAAGAGCGUAUUUUGGAAUAUAGGGAUGAAAGUCGACGGCUGGAUCAGUGCCAGCGACUUCAUGAUAUAACUGCUUUACGGAGAGGAUUCGAGGACGAAGCUGCAGGCAUAAGGCAGAACCUGGCCAGCCUGGCAACGUCGUUGGGGGUGGAGCAGUCAUCUCUACAAGGUCUUUUCCAACGUGUGAAAGAACUCUUGCGAAACACGGAGGUUGCGGUCAGAUCGUUUAUCCUCUUAGGACAGAGAUUUCCUCGUUAUGUGGGGCACAGCGGACAAGGCAUUGCCGGUCUAUCGACAACAGGCAGUAGUGGUCUUGGCGCGAACAGCGUUGGAGGUGGUGGUCAUAUUGGUGUUGGUGGAACUUUGCUGACAUCAUCCGAUCUGUACUCUGGCAUCCCACUGCUACCUUCACCUUUCUUGCACCAAACUGUUGCAAGGCUGGAGCACACUCUUAAUCAGUACCAGCAGAGAGUGCAGGAGCUGGAGCGCCUGCUUCUUCCCCCUCGGCCUGCUGGGCGGUAUCCUGGAGGUGGUGCUGGGCCAAUGGAGGAUGGGAGUGCUCCUUCGGCUAUGGAUGCCAUCGGGGGUGGAGAUCCAUCAAUCCUCGAGACACUGCCAGCGAUUUUGUCGAACUUGCAUGACUUCUUCUUUCAUGUAGCAGCACGUGAAGAAGCCCUGCACAGUCUUGUUGAAGCUGCCAAACAAGCAUACCUUGCAGAACGGAGGAGGAGAGGAGAUGAUCGGGAUCCGUUUAUCGAGGCAGACAGAAGGGAGGAGUUGAAGAAGACAAAAGGAAGGAGUCAACACGGGCUCCAAAUUGGGCCCAUGACCACACCUCCUCCACAAGGUGUUGCUGUUCAGAGUGUCUUGCAAGGGACAAUGUCGAGCAUUGGGUCAGGGCUUACCAGUGCCGGUACAACUUCCUCCCUGUUUGGGAACACACUGGCAUCAUCCACGCAACCUGCUAGUACCCCAGCUGCCCCCCGCACAGGCACAACUUCAUUGUUUGGUGCGCCAUCAGUUUCAGGAACAGGUGGAGCAACUUCAUCAUCAUUGUUUGGAACACCUGUGGCCUCUUCCUCCUCUGCCGCAUCUGCUUCUGGUUCCUUGUUUGGGUCAAUGACAGCAGGUUUCUCUGGAGGAAGUCUCUUCGGCACAACAUCAGGAUCUCUCUUUGGGGGAGCUAAUGCAGCAGCUUCUACCGGGGGAUUAUUUGGGACGUCUAGUUUCGGUACUCCUGGCACCACUGGAACGAGUGGGGGAUCGUUGUUCGGGUUUGGCUCGACGCCUUCUGCGAUCAAGCCAAACUCAACUUCGGUCAGCAAUGACAGAGGAGGUGGGACAUCAGUCGCUAAGAGACGAAUGAGAAUCCGGAUAUUGGCUGAGCCGUGCGGGGUGAUGGACGUUAGAACGUGGGGAAACAAGGAAGAUGAUUCUGCGGAGGAGGUUCACAGUCACCGAUGGACACCUACAGGCCCGCAGAGUGUCACAAACAGAAAAACAGAUUGGACGACUCAGAGUUGGGAGGAAGCGGAGGAGGAGGAAAAAGAGGAGGAGAAGGAAAAUGAGCCAAAGGAUGAAGUGGAACGGGAGGAGCAGGAGGAGGAGCAGGAGGAGCAAGAUGAGAGGAGAGGAGAAGGAGAGGAGGAGGAAGAAGAGGAGAUGGAGGAGGAGGAGAGAGGUGAAGGUGGAGAAGCGGAAGGAGGAGGAGGAAGAGGAGGUGGAGGAGAACGAGGAAGCGGCGGAGUAGGAGGACGAAGUGCGAGAGGAACAAGAGGGGGAGGAGGAGCAGUAGGAACAGGAGGAGGGGAACGAGUGGAGGAGAAAGAAGAGAGGGAGAAGGAAGCAGAGAAGAUAGCGACGCUGAUGGGAGAAGAAGGAGAAGAGAAGAGAGGUCCCUUCACACUUGGAGCAUAUUUAUAAAAGGACUUUCCUAGAUGUCGCUGACCACAAUCACGAGCGAUACCGCAUGCACCUGACCAAGCAAUUACAUUAAAGGACUGGUCUAAGAAUGCAUGGUGCGAGGAGUAGGAGGAGGAGAAGCAGGAGAGAGGAGAAGGUGGAGAAGCAGGAGGAGUGAGAGGGGAGGAGGAGGAGCAAUAGGAGGAGGAAGAGGAGGUGGAGGAGUAGGAGGACAAAGUGGGAGCUCCUGCAGAUCACGCAGCAUACUUAUCGGUCUCUUCUUCACAAACACAAAUUAAAUAAUAAAGCGCGCAGAUCGGG